This is a messenger RNA of Cervus elaphus (red deer), 4523 nucleotides long. It is a transcript of the gene SIK1, whose product is annotated as salt inducible kinase 1. Gene Ontology annotation, molecular function: tau-protein kinase activity; ATP binding; protein serine/threonine kinase activity. The coding region runs from base 176 to 2512 and encodes 778 amino acids. NCBI's taxonomy places the organism in Eukaryota, Metazoa, Chordata, Mammalia, Artiodactyla, Cervidae. Gene Ontology annotation, cellular component: cytoplasm. The transcript is spliced from 14 exons. Gene Ontology annotation, biological process: protein phosphorylation; microtubule cytoskeleton organization; intracellular signal transduction. The record is from RefSeq and is a predicted model, not a curated record.
CGGCUGGAGAGCGCGGCUCCCGGCUCAGAGCUGACAUGCGGCGCGGCCCGGGCGGCAGGCGGCGGAGCAGCUGGCGGCCGGGUAGAGCGAGCGGCCGAGCGGGCGGCGGGGGCCGCGGGGCGAGCGGCGUCCCAGCCUCGGCGCUCCGAGGGCGGCGGAGGUGCGGCCCGGAGCCAUGGUGAUCAUGUCUGAGUUGAGCGCGGCCCCCGCGGGCUCGGGCCAGGGCCAGCAGAAGCCUCUCCGCGUGGGCUUCUACGACAUCGAGCGGACCCUCGGCAAGGGCAAUUUCGCUGUGGUGAAGCUGGCCCGACAUCGAGUCACCAAAACGCAGGUUGCAAUAAAAAUAAUCGACAAAGCACGAUUAGAUUCAAGCAAUUUGGAGAAAAUCUAUCGGGAGGUUCAGAUCAUGAAGCUUCUGAAUCAUCCUCACAUUAUAAAGCUCUAUCAGGUUAUGGAAACGAAGGAUAUGCUGUACAUUGUCACUGAAUUUGCAAAAAAUGGAGAAAUGUUUGAUUACUUGACCUCCAAUGGGCACCUGAGCGAGAGUGAAGCCCGGAAGAAGUUCUGGCAGAUUCUGUCAGCCGUGGAAUACUGCCACAGCCACAACAUCGUCCACCGGGACCUAAAGACGGAGAACCUGCUGCUGGACGGCAACAUGGACAUCAAGCUGGCAGAUUUUGGGUUUGGGAAUUUCUACAACUCAGGAGAACCUCUGUCCACGUGGUGUGGGAGCCCCCCGUACGCAGCCCCAGAGGUCUUCGAGGGGAAGGAGUAUGAAGGCCCCCAGCUAGAUAUCUGGAGCCUGGGCGUCGUGCUAUAUGUCCUCGUGUGCGGGUCUCUGCCCUUUGAUGGGCCCAACCUGCCGGCGCUGCGGCAGCGGGUGUUAGAGGGCCGGUUCCGCAUCCCCUUCUUCAUGUCCCGAGACUGCGAGACGCUGAUCCGCCGCAUGCUGGUGGUGGAGCCCGCCAAGCGCAUCACCAUCGCCCAGAUCCGGCAGCACAGGUGGAUGCAGGCCGAGCCCGUGCUGCUGCUGCCGGCCUGCCCAGCCUUCUCCCUGCUCGGCUACACCUCCAGCCUGGGCGACUAUGACGAACAGGCCCUGGGCAUCAUGCAGACGCUGGGCGUGGACCGAAAGAAGACCGUGGAGUCACUGCAGAAGAGAAGCUACAACCACUUUGCAGCCAUUUAUUACCUCCUCGUGGAGCGGCUGAAGGAGUACCGGCUCGCCCAGCCAGCCCGCCCUGGCCCUGCCCGGCAGCAGAGGCCCCGGAGCACAGACCUCAGUGGUUUCGAGGUACCUCCGGAAGGCCUCCCAGGAGACGCUCUCCGCUCCGCCCUGCUGUGCACGCAGCCCCAGACCCUGGGGCAGUCUGUGCUACAGGCCGAAAUGGACUAUGACCUCCACAGCUCCCUGCAGCCCCUGCUGUUUCCCGUGGACACCAGCUGCGGCGGGGUGUACUGGCAUCGCUCCGUCUCCCCCAGCAGCCUUCUGGACACGGCCAUCAGCGAGGAGGCCAGGCCGGGCCCGGGCCUGGAUGAGGAGCAGGAGGUGCAGGAGCCCCUGCCCAGCAGCACAGGCCGGAGGCACACGCUAGCCGAGGUCUCCACCUGCUUCUCCCCGGGAGCCCCCCCAUGUAUUGUCGUCUCACCGUCCGCGGCCAGUCCUUGUGAAGGCACCAGCUCAGACAGCUGCCUGACCUCUGCGGGUGAUGGCCUAGCCGGGCUCAGUGGACACCUGGCUGCCCAGGGGCUGGUGGGCGCCUGCUCCCCUCUCAGACUGGCCUCGCCACUCCUGGGCACCCAGUCUGCAACCCCCGUGCUGCAGGCGCACGGGGCCCUGCGAGGAGCUGCCCUGCUGCCCGUCAGCUUCCAGGAGGGCCGGAGAGCGUCAGACACCUCGCUCACUCAAGGGCUAAAAGCCUUCCGGCAGCAGCUGAGGAAGAACGCGAGGACCAAGGGGUUCCUGGGGCUGAACAAGAUCAAGGGGCUGGCACGCCAGGUGUGCCAGCCCUCGUCCUCCAGCCGAGCCUCCCGGGGCGGCCCGCAUGCUUUCCAGUUGCCCGCACAGAGUCCGGGCCUGCACGGCGGUGGAGCCGGCAGCUGGGAGGGCAGGGGCAUGCUGGAGGAGGUGCUGCAGCAGCAGAGGUUGCUCCAGUUACAGCACCAUACGACGGCUGCAGCCAGCUGCCAGCCAGCCCCUUUGGCCCUCGCCCCCUGCGACGGCACCCUCCUCAUGUCAGGACUGCAGAAGGACGUGGGGCUGGGGCCCAGCCCUUUGCUGCCGCCCCACCUGCUCCAGGCUGGCGUCUCCCCGGUGGCCUCGGCCGCCCAGCUCCUGGAUGCCCACCUGCGCAUCAGCAGUUCCACGGCUCCCAGCCCUGCCGCAGCAGCCCCCCAGCCACGCUUUGCCAUGCUGCCCGUGAGCCUGGAGCCCACGGGGCUGCCCCACGGGGACUGUGAGAUGGAAGACCUGACCUCGGGCCCGCUGGGCACCUUCGUCCUGGUGCAGUGAGGGCCCCAGCUGGGGCAGCUGACUUCUUGAAGCAAUAAUUUCAGAGUAUGUGAAGAUGGUUCCGGACGCAAAGCCAAUAACUUUCCAGAAGCAAAACAAGCAAUAUGUUUGGUGUUUUGGAUUUUUUAGUUUAUUAUUAUUAUUAUUUUUCCUUGCACUGAGCAACUGUAACUCCGAGUAGAGACUGGAAACUUUUUGAAGAAAAAUAAUAAUCCAGGGGCCUGUUGUUGGGACCGGUGGAUGGGAUGGGGAAGAGGGCAGCGGGUGGAGCCGGCAGUGGUAUGGGCAGGGUCACAGGGGGGUGGCCAGUUGGCCCCAGGAAACCAUGGUGUGAGCUGUGUGUCUCCAUUGUGUGUGUAUGCUCAUGUGUGCGUGUGGAUUAGUGGUAUUUUUUUUUUCUCACAAUUCUCCACUUCCUGAAACACUUAGAUGCUUCACUUGAAAACUGUGAACUUUCUGCUUUAUGUAUCAGUUUUUGAAAAGCUCUAACCUCCAGUCCAAGAGAAGACGAUCUAAGAGUUCUUGGAAUUCUCUGCCCUGAAAUCAGAACCCAGAGGAUAGUUUUUCUUAUCUUUCGAGAGCAUUUGUAUAACUUAUCUUUUGAGAGCUGUUGUCUAAAUAGCUCGGGAGUUAGUUUUCCAGGAUUCUUCGGAGGGGCUGCAGAGAGGAACCUGAGUGAGGUGGAGUGACGGAGGUGGAGGCUCCCCUUGGUCACUUGGGCACCCUCAAGGGAGUCAGCCAGGGAGGUUCUGUUCCUCCUGCACCUCUUAUUUCCGCUGCUAAUUAAGUUUUUAUGCAUUUCAUUAUCAGGGUCCAAAAAGAACAACUGACUGGGGUGGGGGUGGGGAACGUGCAAUAUGGCGAGUCUGUGAAGGCGGUGGCCGGUGUGGGGCUGCUUGUGGUGGGGGGACAGCCCACCCUGUCCAGGCCCCACACUUGGUGGGCUUUCGUUUUAGGAAAGUGAAAUGAGAGGUCAGGUCAGUGUUGUUCAAGCUUUGUUCCUUUUUUAAAGCAAAUACUGUACAUGUAUAUACAUAGGAGACGAACAUACACUACUUAUUUUUUAUACUUUUUACUACAUUUUUGUGUUCCUGGUGUGAACGUCCCUCUCUGGUAACGUGAUGACGCACCCGGCACCAGGUCCAGGUGGAGGCGGGGCCCGCAGGCAGCAGACAGGCGCGCGCUCACCCGGCAGGGAAACUCAGGUGGCAGCCGCUGGACUGGGCAGGCAGCUCCCACCCCUGCGGCCGGUCAGGGCCGUCUCCCCCCCGCCCCCCCAACCCAGGUGCCUUCAGCUCACGUCGGCGCUCGCCACCUGCAGCGUUAGGCCCGGGGAAUGCCGGCCCAGGUGGUGCCGCCCCGGGCGAUGCUGGCCCGAGAAGGGGGCCCCUGUAGAAGCCAAAGAUUGCUGAGGCCCAGGAGGCGGCCCAGCCUGCGUGUUCCCGGCUCCCAGCCCCGCCGCCAAUGCUGCUGCUGCUGCUCCGGGGCUGCUUCAGGAUCAGGACAAAGGACUCCGUGCGCCCGGUGGCUGCCAAGUCACCCAAGCUUCUUGUGACUCGGACCAGGAGAGUGCCGGAGGCCCUGGGGCUCCAGCUCAGCCCCCUGCAGAGGCACCAUCAGCCCCCCGAGGCCGCCUCCCACCCCUCGACGCUUCUGUUCGAACGCCAUCGAUCAAAGGCCUCAAAACCAUGACAAGCACUUUACUCUCACUGCAGUUUUCUCUCUGUCGCUGUCAAGCGUGUCUCGUGUUGUGUCCAGCGUGUGCGACGCGUGUGCUAUAGGAUUCUCGGCGGCGCUGUCCUGCGAACUGAACGCGGGGGCCUGUCCUAGGCACCGUGCCAUGUGAAGAAGAAGUACAUAGUUUGGGUUUGUUUGUUUUUUUUUUUUUUUUUUUUUACCAUAAUGGAAUUAUUUUAUUUCUUGUGUUCACAUGAGAAAUAUAUGCCAAAUGAUUAGUGGAUGUAUGUUUUUUAAUUUAAUAUUUAAAUAAAACAUUUGGGGAAAAAAACCU